Molecule: messenger RNA, 4246 nt
Organism: Nomia melanderi (Alkali bee)
Lineage: Eukaryota; Metazoa; Arthropoda; Insecta; Hymenoptera; Halictidae
Source: RefSeq, a predicted model, not a curated record
UCUUUUUCGAUGCUUGGAACUACCUGUUCUCGAUAGCUAUAGCUUUCCUCUUUAUGUGGGAGUUUCGUGUAAAAUUAGGAACCGAAAGGUAUACGAUGAAGAAACUGUACACAAUAUUCCUGUUAAUAUAUUUGUCCACUGCUCAACCACCAAAUGACUGCGACCCGAAUUGGCACUCGUUGGAGACCCACGAGUCGGCUAUAGCCGAAUGUGGAUCGGUUUUCGAAAGGCGUUGCCUUUGCAUGAAAACGUGUUACGAGAACCGUUAUCAGUAUGUCGUUAAUUGCACGAACUCAGGUUUCCUCAACACAGAACCACUGGCACAUUUGCCCAAUGAAACACAGGUCCUUAUUUUCACUGGAAAUUAUUUGGAGGAGCUUCCAUGGAACAUCUUUGGCACAUUAGAUAACUUGCCUGACCUAAGGGUGAUAGACAUGUCGAAUAACAGGAUCAAGGAGAUCAGAGGGAAAGCGUAUCAUCAUGUUCAACGCGUUGAACGCCUUAUUCUUGACUUCAACAAGCUGUCUUUGGACCCUGAGAGAAAUCAUCCCAGAGUAUUCUCCAAUUUCGUUUCUCUGUUGGAACUCCACUUGACCAAUGCAUUUGAGCGUGAGAGGCCUAGAGAUCUAGCAGCUACGUUGCAUGAUAUUUUUGUGAACAGCAAUUUAAAGCAGCUAAUGAAGCUGCAUUUGGAACAGAAUGACAUCUCGGAAUUCCGAGACGUUAACGUGUUCUGUGACCUCCCAAGGAUUCUGGAUCUCUAUCUGGGCGAUAACGCUCUCACUGCUUUACAUUUUAACAUAUCCUGCCUAUCCAAUCUACGGUUCUUAGACCUUCAGCGUAACAAGUUCACCAAAGUCUUGGAACAUGAUCUCCAUGCCAUGGACGCAAUAGUCGAGUACAAUCAAAGCCUAGCAGUCGACUUGUCUGGUAAUCCGCUCGAGUGUUCGUGCAAGCUGAACCCCUUCAUUAAAUGGAUGAACAAGACAAAAGUGUUCAUUCGCAAUAAGAAUAACUUGAAGUGUUACGAAGGUAAGGCGGCGCAUAAUAUUCAUGAGACGAAAAAUUGCGCAACGAAAUUGUUUUCAACGGCCUCGCGUGGCACGACAAUUUCGCUAUUCUUUCUAACGCUGGUGCUGAUAGGAUUAGUGUGCGCUCUGAUUUACGUGCAACGCUCGAAGCUGCAGAAGAAAAUCGAGCCGAUACUGGAUUCGGUUAACAAAAGGGUGCGGUAUACUUCGAUUGCAACCGGUGACGCACGCGAAGACAUACGGAGGAUGUCAAUGUCGCAGCGUCUUCGUUUAGAUGAAGUUGUGGCGUCGUUUCCAGAACUGGGACCCACCGUUCCGGAUGGUGGUUACUCAUGGAUUGUCCUUUGCGGAGUGUGUCUGGUUCAGAUGACCAUUCCUAGUAUAUUAUCUAUGUACGGCAUAGUAUUGGGAUACUUAAGUGAAACUAAAGACACUGACUUAGAUCUAUGGAAUGAAGAAAUUAUUGUGACCCCAAUACUGUUCACUGCCUUUUGGAAUUUAGCUGAUCCUUGGACAAGGAUGAUUGUCAGCAUGUCAUCGACACCACGUUUAGUAGGAAUAAUAGGAAUAAUUCUCUUAGCAGUCGGCAUUCUAGCAACUGGUUAUCUCGCAACAGGUGGUGUUGGUGCAUAUUUAGCAAAUUCCAGUGCUGGUGCAGUAAUGGGAAUAGGCGCUAGCUUUGUAGUUCUACUGAGUGACUACAUUUUAAGAAAGAAUUUCAGAAAGAAGCUUCUUUUAGCUCUGACAUUAAAAAACGUGGCAACUUCUGUUGGCUAUAUAGUGAUUCCCAAUAUCAUAAAUUUACUCCUGCACAAGACUAACUUAAAAGUUGGCCUACAAUUGAUGACUCUGGUGCUACUGCCUACAGCUAUUGGUGCACUGACUUUCCACUUGCCUUCCGUGCAACGAGCUUCUCCUUACAGUCUCCUCUUAUCUGAAGAGGACAACGAACUUCCCAUAAGGAUCUCUUCGGAUAUGGUUAAGACAACUCAGGAUUCGAAUGGUGAACAUGACAGUGAAAACCUGGGCUACGGUGACACUGAGGAAACAACGAAUGAAGGAUUGUUCAGUGAAGGAAACAAUAUGUAUGCGUAUCAAGAACCAGAUGAUGAGGUAGACCUGUUUGUGAAUCCAGUUCAUUCCUCGGCUGGCAAAUGGAAGCACCAACUUCGUCCCCUGAAAAACAUGCGAUUUUGGUUGGCUAUUGUUGGCUGGGUAGGAAUGAAAGCGUGUGUCCUCUAUUUCUGGAUAUUGUUACCUGUUCUAUCCUCGAGGGUUAUAAAAAACACUUACGUACACGCAUCGUUGUGCACGAUUGCUGGUUUUGGCACCUUGUUCACAAACGUUGCGAGUUACAAAGUAUUGAAAUUAACGAUACACGACAGAAGAAUAUAUUUUGGAUUGACAGCCUGGCUUUCUGGAAUUAUUCUGAUAGGUUUAACGUACACGAGACGACCUAUAUUGAUUAUGAUUUGGGCUUUCUUAGGUGGUAUCGGUAUAGGUAGUUUAACGAGCUGUCAGGAUCUGGCUUUGUACGACAUUCUUGGCGUUGAAAUAAUGCGUUCGGUUAAUAAGGGGUUCUCGACGAUUGUCGGUCUAUGUAUACUAAUCUUCAGUUCCAUACACAGUGUAAACUUUUGCAUGAACAUUACAUCGGUUUUGCUAUUUCUCGGUGGGCUUUAUUGGCUUGCGUUGCCUGUUCUGAAUUUAAUGAAAGCCGCGGGAUCUAGACCGUCUCACGUGUCAAACAGUACGAGCAGGUCUGAGACGUAAUUCACGCAAAAUUCUACAACGCAGUAUUACAAAAACGUGGAUUUUACAUUACAUCUUAAUUUAAUAGUAUGUACAUGUGUCUGUAUAUGUAUACGUAUACGUUACAAUCGAUCACAACAAUCUAUUUUCACGGAUCCAUCUAAGAAAUAAAAAUAGUACAUAUAAAGUCGUAAAAAUAGAUAUUUCGUAGAAAUUAAAAAAUAGGUUUCGAAUCUUAUUUAAUAUAAAAAGGAUAAACAUGAUUGCAUCUUACAAUAGUAUCUUAAAAUGAUCUCUACGGAGUUCUCUUAUAUAUGUAUAUAUGUAUAAUUAUAAAUAUAAUAAUACAUUCUAGACAAAAUAUUAACACUUUUAUCACUUCGUUUGCAGUGAAUAUGUACAAAUGUUGAUAUUCGAAGAUUCAUUAAAAUGCACGAAGAUAAAACUUUAUUGCUGAUACUAUUUAGAUCGUAUACUCUCAAACGAUGAUUUUCAUUUUCUCAACAUUAAAGAGGAUUCGAAUUAAAUUACUUAAAAUACUAGAUCUUCUAUCCUAUCCUUACCAAUUAACUACAGAGAUAUGUAUGUACGUUUCGACAAAUCGUUUCACGUCAUUCAUAACAAUUGCUCUCGAUUUUACAGAUGAGUAUUCCGAACUUUAUGUAGACUUUUACCUUUACUCUCAAAUAUAGAUAAAUUAUACAAUCACAAUAACAGAGAUAUUUUUCAAUUCAUUUCCGAAUGUAUUGUUACAAGGCCGAUCUCUUUAUAUCUACACAAUGCACAUUAUUCAUCUAAUAUGAUAAUAUUGCUUCAAAUAUUAAUAAAUGUCGUGUUAUAAAAAGGGCUGUCCAAGCCACUAAAUGUGAACAAUUACUAUGAGUAUAUGGAUUUCAUAAAUAAAAUAUUCAUUUAACUAUAUCCAUCCUGUAUCUUCUAACUAUGUACAAGCACAUACUGAGCAAUCAGAGUACAUCUACACUCUUCUAUAUGGAAAUUUAGAUUCAGCUUUCAGAAAUUUUUCUUCUUUUUAAAUUUACAAUUAACAACUCGUAAAGUCUAUUCUCGAAAUGGGAAGCGAAAGGCACCGGCGUGCCAGAAAGUACAAGCAAGUAUUUUUCACGACUUGCUCCUUUAAAUCACAUUGAAGACACAUAUUUGGAAAUUAAAACGUAGAACUUAACUUGCAUCCACGAGUAGCAACGAGAUUUUAAGUUUCCCCUACUUCUGGAUCCUUCUCUUUUAUCUUGCUAGGUCCCGCGUUAUCGGAGGAAUUCAAAGGGAUACCACCGUUAGGCAUUCGGUUGAACUGUUUGUAACUGCUGACUGGUCUCGGAUUGUCCAACUGGUCGUAUUCCGAUUCAUCGUUAUUCUGUUUUAUUUCGUCGUAAACAUGCUCUACCUUCUUCCCGUCCAUUUCAUCAAUACUGUGGUACACGUUGAGAUUAGGAUUACCCAUAUCC